ACCUCUUACGUCAACUUAAAAUCGAAGUAGAUUUCUCCAGGCGUACACUCCUUGUUUCUGUAUUGUAACUAACACUUUUGUACAUACAUUCUUUAAUAUAGUAUGCUUGAAGCCACAAAGGCUUACCGCUGUACAGGAACCUCCUUACGGAGUACCACGCAUGGGAUCAAUAGCUACGCUUCCCAGCUAAGCUAACGUUGCUGCAUCUUUUAGCAAAACUUGCUAGCUAAGAAGCUAACGCUACCGUCGAGCUAGCUAUGAUUACUACUAGCCUAGCCUGCUAACCAGUGACAACUGACAAAAGGGCACAGAUGAUCCAGAGCAUGCCGGAGUGAAAAAAAAAGUGUUUCCUGUUUGUGUCAUUAGCUACUACAGCUGACACUCACUUUCAGCCUAAAGACAUAUUCAGAAAAACCCACGCCACAACCCCCUCUGCAGUUUUGCCUGCAUCUGAACCAUGUGAGGGUCCCUCGGUCCAGUCUGAGGGGAAUCCCAGGACUGUUGAAAAUACAACCCCGCUGUGCGGGGCUGGACUUAACCCGCCUGUGUCUGAGAGAGCAGCAUUUCCUGUAGCCCGCUCCCUGUUGACACAUUCCUUUUCUCCUUACCAAGGAGACGCGCCAUGAUGUUCCGAGACCAGGUAGGUAUCCUCACAGAUUGGUUCAAAAGCUGGAAUGAGUGUGAACAGACGGUGGCACUGCUGUCCCUCCUGAAGAGGGCAUCCCGCACCCAAGCUCGCUUUCUACACAUCUGCCUUGAACACUGGCUGGCAGACUGCACUGACAUCCACAUCCUUGAAGCUGAGGCCAACAAUGCAGCAAUUGUCAGCCAGUGGCACCAGGAACCAAAAGAGAAAGUGGUGUCCUUGCUGUUGUCCCAUCUGCCUCUGCUGCAACCACGUAAUAGUGAGGCCAAAUGUGAGUACAUGAAGCUGCUGCAGAAGGUUUUGAGUCACACUAUUGAGAGUAGCCUGUUUGUGGAAGAAAGCAGGCAGCUGCUAUCUUAUGCCCUCAUCCACCCUGCCACCACACUGGAUGAUCGCACAUCUCUCGCCAUGUGGCUGAACCACCUGGAGGAGCACCUUUCCAGUGGGUAUACACCACGUGCUCCAUCCAGCCCAUACCACCCACGCCAGGGCUCUGAUGAGUGGCCCAGUUCUGCUGAGUCUCUGGACCCCGGCCUUGUCUGGCACGACAAGUCUCCUUCAUCCAGCACACCUUCAGCAGGACAGAAUGGACACAUGUCGUUCCCAGGCAGGAUGUCCUCACCUAUUAACAGCAAUAAUACAGGUCUUGGUGGGCAGAUGCAGCCCAGCCCUCAGAAGAAGUCCAUCUCCAUUAUUCCUUCCAGUCCCCAGGCUUGUGGGUCUGAGUGGGUUAGCCAGGAUGAUGCAGUGGGCCGACAGAACUUUAUUCCAACAGACCACGCACCCCUUUCGCCCCAGAGCAGUGUAGCUUCUUCAGGCAGUGAGCAGACAGAAGAGCAAGGCUCCGUUCGCAACACCUUCCAGGAGGAUGGCAGUGGUAUGAAAGAUGUUCCUGCAUGGUUGAAGAGUCUCCGCCUUCAUAAAUAUGCAUCACUUUUCUCCCAGAUGACCUAUGAGGAGAUGAUGAUUCUCACAGAGCAGCACCUGGAGUCACAGAAUGUCACUAAAGGAGCACGGCAUAAGAUUGCCUUGAGUAUCCAGAAACUCCGAGAGAGGCAGAGUGUGCUCAAGUCUUUAGAAAAGGAUAUUUUGGAAGGGGGAAACUUGCGUAACGCCCUCCAGGAGCUGCAGCAGAUUAUAAUUACACCUAUUAAGGCCUACAGUCCACUUACUGCAGCACAUCCUGCCUCAGACACCACCACAUCACCUUCAGAUACUACAAAAACAGGAACGGAUAAAGAGCCGGCCCCAGAGGGUUUCCAAUCCAACAAUCCACCUCCCUGUGAUGGAGAUUCCUCAGUCACACCCAUCUCAGAUGGUGAUAUUGCUGGACAGUUCACCCGUGUCAUGGGUAAAGUUUGCACCCAAUUGCUGGUGUCAAGGCCAGAUGAAGAAAAUAUCAGCUGUUACCUUCAGCUUAUUGAGAAGUGUCUGACACAUGAGGCUUUCACAGAAACUCACAAGAAAAGGCUGGUCUCCUGGAAGCAGCAGGUCCUCAAACUGCUCCGCUUGUUCCCUCGGAAAGCUAUGCUGGACAUGCCUGGGUACCGUCAGAAAGGCUGGACCUAUGGGUCCAACUCCCUCCCCACAGCAGGUUCUGUAAGUGGAGGUGUAGGGCGGCGUGGCCAAAGGCAGUUCCAAAUGACCCCUCGUGGACUCCCAGCUGGACGGAUGUGUCUUCCUGCUGGGAUUACGGGAGUUUCUCCACGCCACACACUCACCAGUCCUGCGCUGGCAGGACAGGGUAGACAAAACCUGUGGUUUGCCAACCCCGGAGGCAGUAACAGCAUGCCAAGUCAGAGUCGCAGCUCUGUGCAGCGGACCCACUCACUCCCUGUCCACACUUCCCCUCAAACCAUGCUCAUGUUCCAGCAGCAAGAAUGCCAAGUUCCAGGUGCUGACCUGGAGAUCAACCCCACGCUGGAAUCACUGUGCCUCAGUAUGACAGAGCAUGCCUUAGGGGCUUAAAACACUCAUGGGCAAAAUACGAUGGAACAGACCGGACUUCAACAAUAUGAAAAGAAGAAAGGAAAAAUACACUUCAUUUGAGGCCUAUUCAGAUCCUCAUCACCCAGCACAAAGAUAUACGUAUGCUUCAGAAAACCAGGCAAAGCAGUCACUACAAAAUGACAAAAAAACUGUGUAUAUGUUCUCUAAUAUUUUUGUACGUUAUUAUAUACAACUAAGUUUAUUAAAAAUGGAAUACAGAUGA
Archocentrus centrarchus (flier cichlid) is the source of this 2858-nucleotide messenger RNA. RefSeq names its product sterile alpha motif domain containing 4B (gene samd4b). NCBI's taxonomy places the organism in Eukaryota, Metazoa, Chordata, Actinopteri, Cichliformes, Cichlidae. Bases 623 to 2614 code for a protein of 663 amino acids. Gene Ontology annotation, cellular component: P-body. The record is from RefSeq and is a predicted model, not a curated record. The transcript is spliced from 14 exons. Gene Ontology annotation, biological process: regulation of mRNA stability; negative regulation of translation; nuclear-transcribed mRNA poly(A) tail shortening. Gene Ontology annotation, molecular function: mRNA binding; translation repressor activity; protein binding.